Molecule: messenger RNA, 1251 nt
Organism: Megalobrama amblycephala (Wuchang bream)
Lineage: Eukaryota; Metazoa; Chordata; Actinopteri; Cypriniformes; Xenocyprididae
Gene: guk1b
Product: guanylate kinase 1b
Exons: 9
Coding region: 116-787 (223 amino acids)
Biological process (GO): purine nucleotide metabolic process
Cellular component (GO): cytosol
Molecular function (GO): GMP kinase activity
Source: RefSeq, a predicted model, not a curated record
AGAGUCAACGGAGGAGGUGGUAAUUGUAGCUGGCAGUAAGCUGUGGCAGUUAGUCAGUGAGUUAGAAACACACUUACAUAGUCACUUCACCAUCUAACCUGCACAGACAAGAGAAAUGUCAGGACCCAGGCCUGUAGUUCUGAGCGGUCCAUCAGGAGCUGGGAAAAGCACCCUGUUGAAGAGACUCAUGAAGGAAUACGAAGGGGUUUUUGGAUUCAGUGUCUCUCACACCACCAGAAAUCCUCGGCCAGGAGAGGAAGAUGGAAAAGGGCUGAAUUGUCUCCCAUUGCUUCUGGGGGCUACAUUACUUCCUGUAGCAGACAUCCUAUCCUCUGAGACAUCUGAAGAUUACCACUUUGUCACCAGAGAGAGCAUGCAAGAGGGAAUUGACAAGGGCGAGUUCAUUGAGAAUGCAGAGUUUUCUGGGAAUAUGUAUGGAACCAGCAAAUCAUCCAUAGAGGACGUUCAGGCACAAAACCUCAUCUGCAUCUUGGAUGUUGACAUACAAGGAGUACAAAACAUCAAGAAGACUGAUCUAAACCCCAUUUAUAUCUCCAUUCAGCCACCUUCAAUGGAGAUCCUGGAAAAGCGUCUGAGGGACAGACAAACAGAGACAGAGGACAGUCUACAGAAGCGUCUGGAGGCCGCGAGGAUUGACAUGGAGCUCAGUAAAGAACCUGGAGUUUUUGAUAUUGUGAUCAUUAAUGAUGACCUGGAAGAAGCCUAUGAGAAACUCAAAAGUGUUCUUAUUGAGGAAAUUCAGAAGGUGCAAGAUGCCAAGAAGUAGGCACUUUUUACCUUUUUGCCCGACAACACAGGACAUGAAGCCUUUUUUCCAGCCUUGUACGGUGCAAUUAUAGUGUAAAUUCUCAUGUUGGACUCUGAAAGUUCACUUAAAGGGUUAAACAUCUCACUCUCAGUCGAGGACUCCUCUAAACUCUAUGUUUGCACCUUGAAUAAUAAAGGAAUAAAACUGUAUGGUAACCCAGAAUGAGUUGAGUAAGCGCAUUGAUGACAAUAGUUUGUUUAUCAUUAGCAUGUUAGUUCUAUAUUAGAGAAAUGAUUGUUUUUCAAUAUUUGUGAUCUUUGUAGAGAGCUAAACUACAGCAGGUUUGAUUCUCAGGUAACAGGUUUUAAAUGUGUUCGCCUGAAUGGUUAGUUUGAGUUGCACCUUCAUGUUUAUACAUUUGUGUUGAAUAUAAAAUAAUGUAAUUUUUGGUUUAGCUAAAGUAAAAUAUAAUAAAAUAAAAC